AUGGAUUUAUCGAUUGACAAUGUCCUGAACGACUGGUCUGGGACUGGCAGAGGGUGCCAUGUCGAUUUCGGUGUGGACGAGUCUAUCGGGUUACAAACUGGAGACUUCCUUGGACAAGGUGCCGACGCAAUUGUUCAUGAAACGACCGUUCAAGGACUCAAAGUAGCUAUGAAAAGCUCAUCACGCUAUAAAAGCUCAAAGGAGAGUAUCAGGCUCGAGAUCGAGGUCCUAAAGAAGUUGAGCCAUCGCCAUUUAGUCCGACUCAUAGGCUCAUAUACCCAUAAGAGAUUCGUUGGGCUAUUGUUGUACCCAGUAGCGGUUUGCGACCUCGGUACUUUCUUCGAGGAUGCUGAAGCAUACUUGCAAGAUAACGCGGCUGACGACCAGGAACUGCGGCUUCGGCAGCUCGGAUACUCCUCCUCAAAGUUAUAUCGAAAACACAAAGCGUGGCCUAUCUACUCGCAGAUUGGAUGUCUCAUUUCAGCUGUGGCAUAUCUUCACAGUCAAAGCAUUCGCCAUAAGGAUAUUAAACCCUCAAACAUUCUCCUGUCACGGGGGCGUCUCUGGCUUAGCGACUUCGGGCUAGCUCGGGACUUCUCUGAUGUCUGCGAAAGUGGUUCACAUGGUGGUUCAGGAACACUACGCUACAAAGCUCCAGAAGUAGUAGACCGCGAACGCAGCGGUCGAGCUUCGGACAUGUUUUCACUUGGGUGCGUGCUCCUCGAAACCGUAAUCUUUGACCGAGACGGGACGCUGCAGCGCCUAAGGCCUGAGUCUCCAUCUACACGUUUUGUGUACCACGAGAACCUGGACAAGCUGAACGAGUGGCUGCCAUUGCCUGAAGAUCUUUCUCUCGCCAAGAACCAAAUGUGUCUUGUUUUCAGGAGUUUGCUCUCAAAACUACCAGAAAUGCGACCCGUGGCGGACGAAGUCGCUUCGCAAACCAGCUUUUAUGACAACUUGAUAGAGAACGCUCAAGAUCGGGUAUUCUCCGAUUGCUGUCGUAAAUCGUCCUUUACUAAGCAACAAUUCGAAUGCAGAAGCGAAGUAUCGGAAGUUCGGAUUCUCGAUUCACAUCGGGAGAAGCAGAUCGAACAGCAGAUUCUUGAGACAGAUCGACGGCUUAACGACCUCGAGGCUCAAGACUGGACAAGUUCAAAAGUUCGGAGACCAACAAGACAGUGGAUCUUUGCGCCGCCAUCAACCUCCAGAAAUGCAGAGCCACAGUACAUGAAGCAUCGUCUGCCUACUCCAGUUAAAAUACUUGUAUUAAUCAUCGUCACAUACGUCGUCUUAGUUCUCUUGCCUGUUGCAAUACAUCUCCCAAGAGACACACCUAGGAUCUCAGCGCCGUUAUCCGCUCCGCCAACGCUGCCAAAGAUAGGUGGCUGGUGA
This is a messenger RNA of Alternaria burnsii, 1395 nucleotides long. RefSeq lists its product as uncharacterized. Gene Ontology annotation, biological process: autophagy; peptidyl-serine phosphorylation; autophagosome organization. Gene Ontology annotation, cellular component: autophagosome; cytoplasm. Gene Ontology annotation, molecular function: ATP binding; protein serine/threonine kinase activity. The transcript has 4 exons. The record is from RefSeq and is a predicted model, not a curated record. Lineage: Eukaryota; Fungi; Ascomycota; Dothideomycetes; Pleosporales; Pleosporaceae. The coding region runs from base 1 to 1395 and encodes 464 amino acids.